AUGAAUAUAAACGCACUUCGAGUCAAUGUAACCGACUUUGAGCUCCGGGUGGCUACUCUAGUUUCAAAAUCCAUCGCUGAAAUCCUUGGCAUUCACUCGAUCCUCUGCCCAGAGAUGUACAGCUGUGAUGAGAACGAGGUCUUUUCAUUGGGUGAUAUCUCGCGCUUGCGAUUGGCUCUUCUUAGUGGCAUGUCAGCCUGCCUCAGGUCACCAAAUCUUCAAGAACGUGAAUCUCUCCGCACUGAUACCUGCGGUAACGGGAUUAUCGACCGCGGAGAGGAAUGCGAGCCUCAUCAACAGGGCCUCCCCAUCGGUUUACCUCACACUACCAACGGAAACUUCAACAAAAGUCUUAACUCUCCUGCUUUCGGUUGCUGCGAUCCCAAGACCUGUCUCGCUGAUGUUCAUGCCGCUGAGUGUCCAGGCGACCUUUACCUGGAGAAUGGAAUGCCAUGUAAGGGUGAAAAAAAUGACGAUGUUGAGGAGGAGGCUCUUUGCUAUGAAGGUCGUUGCCCAACCAGGAGUAGCCAUUGCAAAGCUCUUUGGGGACAGAACGCGCGAACUGCAGAUGAUUAUUGCUACAGCACAAUGAACAGGAAUAUUGAUUCUGCUUGUGGAAAGGGUGUGGUGUGUGAAGAAGAGGAUACAAUGUGCGGAUUGUUGCAUUGUCAGAAUGGAAGUGAUGAACCCCUUCCGGUGGAGGCUCGUUCGCUCAGCUUUUUUAAUCUUCGAACUCAACAUGAACAGCAUAAAAUUCAAUGCCAGUACGUAGCAAGUACACACAAAUUCAGCUACGUUCCCGAGGGUGCCUCUUGCGAUGACGGUCGUUUUUGCUUCCAACAUCGAUGCAUAAAGCCCACUGCUAUCGCAGUUCACUCAAAGUGCCCCAAAGGACCGUACUUAGAUUUCUGGGGAGUGUCAGAUGGAAGCAACGAUUACAUUCAUCCCGCAGUGCGACGAAGUCUACCUACUGCCACCACUACGCCCAUUAAUAUGACCUGCUCUGGACGUGGGAUUUGCACCAAUGGAGCCUUUUGUCUCUGUCCGCCUGGAUGGCAUGGUCCCUCCUGUUCCCAUCAGCAACCAUCCAACAACCCAAACGCUUCAGUGAGGUCGCGAACUAAAGUGGCCUACACCUCUGUCUACCCUGAUGAAGACAUUGCCAGUUUGAUUUGGAUGUACAUUCAAGCCAUGGAUAAAAAUCCUGAGGGACUAACCGAGCCUGGACCAGUGAAUACUGUUUAUCUUAUUUCAAUUUUGGCUGCUGUCAUAGCCUGCGUCUUCCUCUGCUUGUGUGGCAUCAUUUUCUUGUACAGACGCCGAAAUAUUAACAAUCGAGGCUUCAGUUUCGGUGUUAAAGGGAAACGAUGCCUCUCUUCUCCAAACAGUCGCCUUUCACCUGCUCUCUUCGAUUCUCCAAUGAGCAAGUCCUCUGGUACUGCCACGGCCACUACUACUGCUGCGAAUAGCAUAGAUUCUAUGUGCCUCUGUAAUCGGAAUUCUCGCCCUGGUGGAGCCUCACUAGACGAUAUGGAACUGCACUACCAUACGCGUCGCUCUUCUCAUUCCCGUCGGCAUCGGCAUACCUCUUCUUCCUCAUCCUCCAAGAAUCGAAACCGUCGACAGAAACGAGGUGGUGGAGGUGCUGGUGGGGGUGGCGGUGCUAGUAGCGGAGACAGUCUUCAAACUGGACCCAACGGAACUGUUGAAUCUGGUCCAGAGCUGGGUCGAAACGGGGAGGAUAGCGUGAAGGACGAGAGUGGCAAUGGGGUUGGAAAGAUCAAGUUUGGAUCAAUGCCUUCCUAUCGGGAGGAUAAGAUGAAGCAUGCAAGGGAUAAUGCUACUUCGACGACAAUGUCAAACACUACUGGGAUCUCAACGAUAACUAAUGCGGUAGUGACCACCACUACCACAACCAAUAAUCUGCUCCAGCAACAACAACCGGCGUUAAUAGAUUUUUCGGCACCAUGGCCAUUACCUCCUCCCCCACCGCCACCACCCUUUGUUGUUCCUGCUGUGUGCAGUGUAGUUGCAACACCGACUCCAAUUUUUGUGGGAAGUUCAUCUCCUUGGUUGUCUGCGCCACAGAUGCCUCUAUCAACAGUCGGUAACGUUGGUGCCACUACAACAACAUGUGCUAACGUAAUUUGUACGGAUGUUGGGGAAAUGGAGGUAGGCGUGAUGAGUGCGCAGCCUUCAAGAAAGGUGAUGACGACGUCGACCAUUUCGGCAGACGAGACAGAGACACCCCAAGUGACUGUGAUUCGGGAGAACUCUUGCCGUCAACCGGAGAAGGGCAUCCUCAAAAAUAAGCACGAAGGUGGUGGCGGCGUGGACAUGCCAGAACUCCAAACCUCCACAAAUGGAGAAAGUGGUGGUAAGAAGCGAAAGCACUCUUCCAAACGCUCCAGCAAGAAGCAUAGUUGUUCUUCGCCUCACUUCUCUGGAGCUCCCUCCUCCACUUCCUCCUCUUCUACUUCUACUACGGGCUCUCGAAGUCCUUCUGCAUCGUCUACUGGCUCAUCUUCAUCUUCGCUUUCUUCCGUGAGUUCGUGCUCAACCAGUAGGGCAACUGACGAUACAAAUUCGACGAAUUUUGUGGCCUCCGUAACCCACAGUGGAGACGAGGAUGAGGAGGGAGGAGUGGCAGACAUUAUAUCUGACUCCGGUAGCACUUGUUCAACAGCUUUGGAGGCUGGAGAAGAGGAGAGGAAAACGGGUGGAAGGAAAUGUCGGCAUAAGAGCCAUCGACAUCGCAAAAGUCAAUGUAAGAAGAAAUCGAGUCACCGUCAGCACAGUCGUGGUCACAGCCAUCACCAUCACCACGGGCAUAGUCAUCAUCGUAGACGUCAACGCAGCAGUAGCACUGGAGGAGACACCUCAGCAACUAACACCAGCACUCCCCCGACAACUACAACAGCCUCAACUUCAUCCACGUCUUCACCAUGUCAUCGUCGUUGUCACCGUCGGCGUCGAACUGGUGUCAGUCGGAGGUAUCGUCUCUCCUCAGAGGAUGCCGAGAGCAGUAUUGGUGGGCAGAAUCAUAAGGUUCCGACAAUCCUCUGCAAUGCAGAACAACAGACAGAUGAAAUUAGUUUGGCAAGAGCGAUGGGGGCGAUAUUUCCGGCUUCACAAAAGGAUCUGCAAUCUUCCAGUUCAUCAAAAGACCUUCAAAAUGCCAAUAGCAAUAACCUCCAGCAACAACAACUAACUUCUGAUGUAAUUGACGAGGAGGAAUCGGAAUGGGAAGAAGUGGAAUGCACGGGUGGUUCUGAUUGUGAGGAGUGUCGAAAAAAUGCCGCAAUCUCUCCGUGGAAUGCCUCGGCGGUUCCGCCAACACCACCUUCAGCAGGGGGUCUUCUUUCAAGGCAGUACAAACUGCCUUCGCCACCACCACUACCUCCGGUUAUUGUCACUUCCACACCUUAUUAUUGCACCACUCAACUCUCCCAGCCUGAAAUCGACCCAUACUACCAACCACCGAUAGAAGACACAGACUCAUUUGUUGCUGGCAAGCCGGGUCUCGUCUCUCACCUCAAGUAUUCUGGACAUGCUGAGGAGGACGAUGGAUUGAUUAGCAGCAGAACCACUCAGGGAGGACUCAAUCUCACGCCGUCUUUGAAUCCAUCCACUGACUGCUAUAUGACAAAGGAUUCAGAUGGAUUGGCGCGAAAGACUUCCCCUGCAGUGCCCUACAUUUCCAGACGUGUGGGUUGGAAUUACAAUGGUUCGGACAGUGAUUUCUCCCUCUCAACCUCGGUCAAGAAGUCUCCCACACUGGGGCACACUGUGGAUUGGCUGUCAUCCGGCAACUCCUCCCAGACCGGUGGUCUGGGCAACCACGUGUCAGCGGCGGUUGCAGCUACAGCUCAUCAGUGGUUGGAUGUGGCGGAGUCAGAUGCCAGUUCAUUGCCUGACGCCUCCUGCGAUUUGGUGCAUUUGGCCCAGUUGAGCCACGCAGCACGGAUGAAUCCUAACCUCUCCGAUCUGGCUCGACAACAGGAACGAAUCCGACAUGGAACUGAGGCGCCCUUCUACUCAAAACAGCCUUGA
This is a messenger RNA of Hydatigera taeniaeformis, 4053 nucleotides long. NCBI's taxonomy places the organism in Eukaryota, Metazoa, Platyhelminthes, Cestoda, Cyclophyllidea, Taeniidae. The record is from the annotation of a GenBank genome assembly.